Adineta steineri is the source of this 1077-nucleotide messenger RNA. NCBI's taxonomy places the organism in Eukaryota, Metazoa, Rotifera, Eurotatoria, Adinetida, Adinetidae. The record is from the annotation of a GenBank genome assembly.
AUGGUUCUUUCAACACUAAUGUUAAUGAAUAUUUGUAUGUUAUCUCUUUAUGAAACGGCUUCGGUUAAUUUAUAUCAAGAACAAAUAGGAAAGCAAGAUACUCUUCAGUCAGAUUUACUAUUUAAUUGUUCAGGAUUUAAAACUGGCGAUGAUAUUCUACAAUCAUUUCCAUUUAAAGUUGAACUUAACCCAAUCAUACGAAGUCCUGAAAUAACAUAUGGGUUAUUAGAUGACAAUAAAAAUAUUUAUUUUUUAAAUAUUUUUAAUGAAAUCUAUUUUCCAUCUUCUGGCUUUUGUUUUAAACAUUUAAAACAACUUUAUGUGCGAAAAUCAAGUUUUCAAGACGAAAAUAAUACAAUAUCAGGAGAAAUCCAAUACCUUGCACCUACGCUAAUCGAUCUAGGUAUUUAUGAUACUAUCAUUACUCAUUUGCCAUAUGAAAUAAGUAAAUUAGAAAAAUUACAAACAAUCAAAUUUUCGAAUACUGGCCUGAAGAUUCUUCCAGAAUUUAUUGGUAAUCUUUCAUCAUUACAAUUUUUGUCUUUAAGAAAUAACAUGUUAACAUCAUUACCAACAACUAUUCUUAAUAAUCAGUUAUUACGACAAAUUGAAUUAGGUAAUAAUCCAAAUCUUAAUUCCAUACAAUCACUCAAUGGCCAUCAAUCUGUAAAAUAUAUAGAAGCAAAUAAUUGUUCAAUUGAAAAUCUUCCUGUUAAUUUAUUUCAACUAACUGAUUUAUAUAUGUCGAAUAAUAAAUUAAAAAAUCUUAGAAAUAUUCAAACGUUAGGUCAUGUAACAAAUGCUAAAAAAUAUUUUUAUUUUGGUCAGAACCAUAUUCAAUCUAUUACACCACAAAUUCGGUAUGUCAAGAAUCUUUAUUUUCUCAAUCUUGAUGGAAAUCAAUUGAAUAAUAUGCCAUCGAGUAUUCUUUAUAUGAAUACACUUCGUUAUUUAUAUAUUCAAAACAAUCAUUUUGGUAAUACUGAAUUGGUAACAAUUAUUUCUAAGUUUAAAACUACAAAUCCAUCUCUAAAAAUAUUCUACAAGGAUCAAAUAACUUCGCGAAUAAAGAUCUGA